Salvelinus sp. IW2-2015 is the source of this 1891-nucleotide messenger RNA. Its product is annotated as nuclear receptor subfamily 0 group B member 1. The record is from RefSeq and is a predicted model, not a curated record. Gene Ontology annotation, molecular function: transcription factor binding; transcription corepressor activity. NCBI's taxonomy places the organism in Eukaryota, Metazoa, Chordata, Actinopteri, Salmoniformes, Salmonidae. Gene Ontology annotation, cellular component: cytoplasm; nucleus. Gene Ontology annotation, biological process: negative regulation of transcription by RNA polymerase II.
CCCUGGUGGGAGGCGUCUCAGAGGAGGAAUAUGUACAAGUUUAAACAAGUUCUCAAAGCAGGAGGUCAGACGGGAGCUAAUAUAAAUGUGCUGCCGUUUGCGCGGGGUAACAGGGGCCAAGAAAACAUAUCCCUCUCUAUCUAGCUCUGACCUCCAACUCUUCAAAGCGCCUGACAGACACACCGAGCAGCACCCGAUGUAGCGCGCGCCACGUGCCAUGGCCACUCGCGAGGGCUGCCACUGUCCGGGCGCCGGGGGUCAAAACAAUAAUAACAGCAUCCUGUACCAUAUACUGAAGAACGACAGACUCACGACCACCGAGGAACAACAAACAACACCAAAACCACAACCACAACAACACCAACAGCAUCGCUGGCACAGGGUCUCCUCCUGUUCCUCCUCUUCUUCCUCUUCGUCGCGGCUUGAGCUAAGGCAACAACAGGCAUGCUCGUGCGGCUCCUCACGGCGAAGGGGGUCUCUCCGGUCCCCGCAGGUUACCUGCAAAGCCGCAUCGGCGGUCCUCGUGAAGACUCUGCGGUUCGUGAAGAACGUGCCGUGUUUCCGYGAGCUGCCGGAGGAUGACCAGCUGCUGCUCGUUCGGAACUGCUGGGCGCCGCUGCUGGUGCUGGGCUUCGCGCAGGACCGGGUAGACUUCGAGACCACUGAGACUGCAGAGCCCAGCAUGUUGCAACGGAUCCUGACCGGUGGCUCUGGCAGCCAGAGCGGCUUAACGGACAGACAGGGUGAACCGCUGCUGGAGCAGAGCACGGAAACUCCUGGGGUCUCUCUCGCGGAUAUCCAGGGCAUCAAAGCGUUCCUGAAGAAGUGUUGGGGUUUGGACAUCAGUACCAAGGAGUAUGCCUACAUCAAAGGAGCGGUGCUCUUCAACUCAGAUCUCCCAGGUUUGCGCUACCUCCACUACAUCCAGUCACUGCGGCGCGAGGCUCACCAGGCGCUCAACGAGCACGUUAAGCUGAUCCACCGGGACGACACCACACGCUUCGCCAAGCUGCUCAUCACCCUGUCCAUGCUGAGGGCCAUCAGCCCUCCUGUGGUUGCACAGCUCUUCUUCAAGCCCGUCAUCGGAGCUGUCAACAUGGAGGAUGUCCUACUGGAGAUGUUCUAUGGGAAGUAGAUGCUUUCCAUGGUCUCGUGCAGAAACAACACUUAGAUAUGGCCCCCUAUAAGUUAUAGGCACUUCUAGCCCCUACUCCCUAGAAACUUAACCUUGCCCCUAGCCCAGGGUUUUGGAUUUUGCCCUAACACUACACAGCUGAUUCAAAUAAUCAACUAAUCAGGGUUUGAUCAUUUGAAUCAGCUGUGUAGUGUUAGGGCAAAAACCAAAACGUGCCCCUUGAGGUCCCGAGGACUGAGUUUGGGAAACGCUGCCCUAGCCCUUACCCCCACUUCCCCUAGCCCCUUACCCCUACCUCCUAGCCCCUACCCUCUACAUACUUCAUGUAUAUCUGACAUUAUUGUAUAGAAAUAAGCAAUACGGCAGCUCCACUCUGCCCUCUGGUAGGCUAUAAAGGAACAGUUUUGCUAUGUUACAUCGAUCCAAUCUUCAGAUCAACACCUGUGGGGUUGGUUCUGGACUGGACCUUAAUAUCUAAAGGACAGACAAACAGAAUGUAAAUCKAACUAACUGUUAACCAACCGUUMGAUCUCAAUGGACCGUUGAACAGAAGGAUAGACAAAGGAUGAGAUUUGUUUGUUUUGUUAAAGAUGUUUUGAACACUGGUGGGUGAAGAACAGUCGGGGCAAAGGGGUGUGUGUUUUGGGAUGGGGAGGGGUGAAGGAGAGGAUACAGACCAAGAAGAGAUGCUGAUCGGACUCUAACUUAUUUCUUUUUACAUAAAACUAUUUUUGUAUAAUAAAAGUAUUCUCUGAA